Necator americanus (New World hookworm) is the source of this 576-nucleotide messenger RNA. RefSeq lists its product as uncharacterized. NCBI's taxonomy places the organism in Eukaryota, Metazoa, Nematoda, Chromadorea, Rhabditida, Ancylostomatidae. The record is from RefSeq and is a predicted model, not a curated record. The coding region runs from base 1 to 576 and encodes 191 amino acids. The transcript has a single exon.
AUGCAAAUAGCGUUUCUCGACUUUGAGGCCGCGUUCGACUCUCCUCACCGAGGCCGUCUUCUCAACGAGAUCCGCGCCGAUGGAGUACCGGGAAAGUUUGUUCGCUUGCUUGAUGACAUGAAUCAACGAACAACUGCUGCAGUUCGAACACCAGGCGGACGUACAACACCGUCUGAGGUGGUAACUGAAGUAAAACAAGGGACAGUGGCAGGACUCUUCCUGUUCAAUUUCGCCGUCGACGACAUUAUGCGAAGAACAGUCGACCAGUGUCCUGCCGACAUUGUCUUAGCAUCAUCAGGGUGCCCUUUGACUGAACUCGAGUACGCCGAAGAUGUCGUUAUAUUCACGGAAAGCAGUACGAAACUUCAACAUGUUGUCAAACUUGUAUCGAAGCUGGCUGCAGCCUAUGGACUACGCCUACGCCCUGAUAAUCCAUCAAAAGUGACUCAAGUAAAUCGUCUUCGCUUCUUUGGUCAUAUAUUAAGAAGAACGGCAGAUCGUCUUGUUCAACGAGUUCUUAGGAGUUUGUCGGGUUCGAGCUGGAAGAAGCCAUCUGGCCGAAGACGGAAGUUCUAG